UAAAUCGAAACGUAGAGAAUUACAAUCUGUAGCAUGAAAAGUCAGCUGUUGACAGAUGGGUGAAUGAUGAAUUCGUAUUUUGAUGGUGAACUGGUAUAUUAGUCAAAUAGUUUAAUAGUUUUAAUAAAUUACUUAGAAAUGGCUGAAAUACAGACACUUAUCGAAAUGGGAUUUUCGAAAGAUCGGGCGGAGAAAGCCCUAGCGGUAACGAACUAUAAGGGUGUAGAGCCGGCCAUGGAAUGGCUUCUGGCUCAUGCUGAUGACCCUGCAAUGGACUCUGGUGCGACUAUUGGCACUUCCUCGAGUAUGGAAGCGGCGCCGGCCGCCCCAGCCGCGGAAUCUUCCUCUUCAUCUCAAACCGCAGCCAGUGCGGAGCCAGAACCUGAAGCGAAGUCAUUUAAAUGCGAUGUUUGCGGCAAAUUGCUCAAGGAUCAGGAUGAAAUGGAGUACCAUGCCGCAAAGACUGAUCACAGUAGCUUCUCUGAGUCUACUGAAGAGAAGAAACCUCUGACUGAGGAGGAAAAGAAGGCUCAAUUGUUGCUGCUUGAAGAGAGAAUGAAACAGAAAAGAAAAGAGAGAGAAGAAAAGGAAAAGGCUGAAGCUUUAGAACGUGAGCGUAUCCGCAUCAAGUCUGGCAAGGAGAUGCAAGACGCCCGCCAACGACUCCAGGAACAGGAGAUGCAGAAGUUAGUGGAGCAGCGCCGACGUGAAAAGAUUGAGGAUCAGAAGGCCAGGGAACGAGUCCGUGCUCAGAUUGAAGCUGAUAAACAGGCUCGGAAGUUAGCAGCCGGUGGACAGCCUCCAGUAGUAGUGGCUCCUGCAGCAGUGGUCCCGCCUCCAAGUGCCCCGGCACCUAAAGUAUCAUACGAGCAGGCACGCAUACAGAUCAGACUACCUGAUGGCAAAGCACUCGCACACACAUUUGGUGCUAAGGAACAGCUUGCUGCAGUCAGAUUGUAUCUACAAAUGAAUGCCGCUGAGUAUGCUCAACAGGACAAUUUCAAGAUGAUGACGACAUUCCCCAAGAAAAUCUUCACGUCAGAGGAUUACGACAAGCCUUUGGAUUUAUUAGGUCUAGUACCGUCAGCAGUAAUAAUUGUGUCGCGGGGACCGCAGUGAGCAGCCAAAUAAUUUAUAAUAAAUUAUUAAGUGAUAUGCCGACAGUACUGAUGUCAGUUUAUAAUCUGCAAAGGGUGGGGGAGGUCACAAAACUUUAAUUGAUUUAUUCUCAAAGACUUGCUGGAAAUAAAGUCUGUGUUGUAUA
Spodoptera exigua (beet armyworm) is the source of this 1264-nucleotide messenger RNA. The record is from the annotation of a GenBank genome assembly. Lineage: Eukaryota; Metazoa; Arthropoda; Insecta; Lepidoptera; Noctuidae.